AUGGCGACCGCUUCCGGGGAUGCUGUCGAUGUGGAGGCGCUGAAGGCCACGGAGGCGGCGCCCGAAGAGAACGUCGAGGAGUUUCAGCAGGCAGUCGGCGUGGGUGUGUUGGGCUGGCUUGGCUUCAUCAUCGUCAACCUGGCGGCCUGGGGCUUUAUCACCUUCGCCAGCUUUGUCUCUUGGACGUUUGGCCUGGGCGUUUGCAUCCUGUACACCGUCUUGCUUGUCGGCCUCGCGUUUUGGUUGGAGAGGAUGACAACAACAGCUGCGGGGCCCGAGAGGGGCCAACCGGGGGUCGUAAGACCAGCUUUGGAUGGUGGAGAGGCUCAUGGAGCCCAACCGGAGGCCGUAAGGCCGGAUGGUGCGCUGGAAGCUGGCGGCACUGGUGUGGCUGGAAGUGUGGAUGGAGCAAUGGUUUCUGGAGAUAGCAUGGACUCUGGGCAUGGUACAAGUGGUCAAGUGGCAAGAGUUCAGGCCUUGGCGCUAGCUUCUGGAGCGGUGGUUGCAGGUGGCAUGCAAGCUGUGGUGGCCUCAACCUCAAUGACGAGGGAGGUGGAGCCGGCCGGUGAAGCUGGGGACAUGGGCAUGCUGCGUGAUGGCCUGAAUAGUGGAGGGCAUCAACAACCUGGAGGUUUCAGCUGGAAUGCGCAAGGCAGUCCGAUGGGAAGAGAGGCACAACCGCGUGGUGCGAUGCCGACCUGGGUUUCUCGCCUGGGAGCUUUCUUCCAGGCUAUGGGGCAGUCACAGCAGGUGACACCCCCGGAGUGGAUGCCGAGUCCCUUUCCGUCGCCUAUGACGAGACCGUCGAGAUCGCAGAGGGCAUUGGAGUCACCUAUGUCGCAUGGGGAACGGGAUGAGGCAUCGAGGACGCCUUUGUUUGAUGAUGAGCAGAGGCAACAGAUGAGGGCAAUGGAGCAGCGGGCUCCACUGCUGUAUGGUGCCACCGGGGUGGGACCGAGGCCUGUGGAUGGUGGUGGCAGUUCUGGAGGAAGCACCUAUGAAGCGGUGAAGGAAGAAGUGCGUCAGCAGCUACAAGGAUGCAAUUGGAGCGAGAACGCAUGGGAGAAGGGCAGUGGCCACAUGCAGCAAGGGCUCGUCCUGGGCAGGGAUGGGGCCAACACCUGUGGAAUGGUCUGGUGGGGGCCUUGCCGGGUCCGUCGGGCCAACUUGGGCCACGAGGCAAUCCUGGUGCGCUACAUCCAGUUCAGCAAGGAGCUUUCCCCGAAUCUCAAGGCAAUCCUGGUCCGCUACCUCCAGUUCAGCAAGGAGCUUUCCCCGAAUCUCAAGGCAAUCCUGGUCCGCUACCUCCAGUUCAACAAGGAGCUUCCACCGAAUCUCGAGGCAAUCCUGGUCCGCUACCUGGGGGCAAUCCUGGUCCGCUACCUGGUCGUUUUUCCACCGAAUCUCGAGGCAAUCCUGGUCCGCUACCUGGAGGUCAAGAGCAGCCGUUGGUCUAUCCACGAGGUCCACCACAAGUUCUGGGAGGGCACCUUAGUCAAUCAGGAGGUGCUGUGCAAGCAAGACAACCGCCCGCUGGGGCAUCUGCAGAAGCGCCGCCGGGGUCGGGAGGAGAAAGGCAACAGCCGUCAAUUGGUCCUGGAGGUGACCGAAGACGUGCACAAGCCGGUGGGGGACAUUCCGAUGCUUCCCGCCUUGAGUGAUCGUGCUAGCGUGGACUUUGGGGACUGGCUCCACUGCCUGGAGCACGCUAUGGGAGACCUCUCAACUUCGUCGGCGGAAUGGUGGCAGGAGGUAAAGGAUUGCGCCAAGGCGUACUAUGACUCCUACCAGAAGGCAGAUCACUUCAAUCGGCUCAACCUGGCACCUUUGGCUUCCCCUGUGCUGCAGGAGGCAAGGUGGCAGCGCGUUGAUCGGAGGGCGGCCACGCUCUUGUUGGCAUCAACGCCUGAGGACAUCAGGCGGGAACUUGUGGCUUCGAGAGUGAGAUCUUCGCUGGAAAUCCUGAGCCGUUUGAUGGUGUUGUACCGCCCGGGAUCUGUGAUGGCCGUGGAUGGUCUGCGCUUGUGGUGGAGGUACUUCCAGAGGGCCAAGGAUUUGGGGGUCGUGAUACCAGACCCGUCGGUGUUACUCCGAGGUAUCGACGUCUUGGUGAAGAAGCCGCUGUUGGACCACCAUGAGGUGGCCUUUCGUAUGAACCUGGUCCGCUACCAACUGAAGGUCGACUUCGUGCCGGUGGAGGACAACGUGAAGGCGGUGCAUAAGGCUCUCCUGGCGGAGUUUGAGCAGCUGGCCUCCAGAAAACCAAAGGGGGUGCCGGGCAACAACUCGCCAUCGACCACGCCUCUCAGUCCUCAGGCGAAGCCGAUGCAACCAGAGACCCAGAGGAUGAUCAAGGCGGACGAUGUGGCCACGGUGAUCUCGGAGGCGAGUACGAUGACGUCGUCUCCAAUGGCAACGAGAACUACGCUCGAUGAUCCUAUACCUGGCACGCCUAUGGACAUGCAGCAGAUGUUGGAGAAUGCGCAGAGAAUGGUCAAGUCCUUGAUGGAGCACAGUGCCACGAUGAAGGUGAUGCGUAUCACCUCGGCUGAGAGUGAGGAGGUGCGAAGAGCUCAGGCCCUUGGAACGUUGCCAGCAGUUAGCAAAAUGGGGCUGUUGGAUAGUGGGGCCACUCAUGCACUACGACCGGGCACUGUGGAGGAGAAGAAGAAGGCCGCGAAGGUGGAAGUUGCGCUGGCCGGGGACACCAAGAUUGAGUUGCCUCAGUCGGACAAGGGAACGAUCUUGGGGGACAACCAAGCUCAACCAAUUGUGCCCCUUGGAACCCUUGUUAGACAGCUGGGGUAUGAGUUCGUCUGGAACGCGCGCGGAUGCAGAUUGAGACACCCCAGCCGACCUGAAGUACAAGUCUACACGCGGUCGUCGUGCCCGGAAGUCCGAGAGUGUGAUGCUCUGAGGCUCAUUGCGGAGUUGGAGGGCACCAAGGCCGAUGAGGCGCUGAGGACCAUGCAGGAGCUGGAGACGUCGAUCAAGGUGGCAAGGUCGCAUGAGGGAAGGAACUGGGCGGAUUUCUUGAAGGGCUACGUCGUAACGGGGGAUCCCUCUGAUGGUCUGCGAGCCGUUCUGAGUGCGGAGUUCAUGUCAGACGUGCCGUUUGAGGACAAGAUCCGGAUCUUUGAGAAAAUCCCGCAGAGCAACGAGGAGGCCUGGAAGUUGAUGAAGUCGCUCCCAUUGAAUCGCGCAAGACGGAGAUCCUUGUGGGCAAGCCGCCGAUGGAUUGUGCACUUGUUCUCCGGGAAAGGGGAAUCCUCAGAUCCGAUCAAGACCUUGACUGGGUGCAGGGUUCAGGGUCCACGAGGUGAAACACGUGAGGCAUCUAUGGCAGAAGUGCUGGAAAUUGACCUUACCCAGUCCAAAUCGUGGGACAUCGCAACCAACGGCGGCAUCUUCGCGCUGCUCUUGUGGGCGGCCUCACAGGGGAAGAUACAUGCCAUUGUGGGGGGACCGCCUUGCAGGACCUUUUCCCUUCUACGACAUCGCGAACUGCAGGGGCGUAACAAUGCACCACGGCCGGUGAGGUCGGCGCAACAUCUUUGGGGUCUUCCUGGGCAACUGACAAGGGAUGAAGAAGCACUGGUGAGAGGUGACAACAACCUGAUCUUGCGCAUGGUGUGGCUGUGGCUGGUCGCAGAAGCAGGCUUGGACAUGUGUUACCCGAGAAGGGAUAGGGGUCCGGCAGUGGCGUUUGGCAUGGAACAUCCCGACGACCCGCGCGAGUUCUUGCAGCCCGGAGCAGUGUCCAAUGAGAUCAUGGAGAAGUGUGCGUCGUUUUGGAGAACGAAGUUGGUCGAGCACAUGAAGAACAAUGGCAUGCACAUGUACCGGUUCGAUCAAGGCGCACUUGGGCAUCCUCAAAAGAAACCGACGGGGUUGCUAACUACCAUGGAGUUGGACGAGAUCAGUGGCUUGAAGGAUACGAGGCGCGAAUGGCCGGAGCCUGAGAACUCGAAGGACAUGGCUUCUUGGGCUCCGGGACUACGAGAGGCACUGGCGAAGGGGAUCCGUAGAUGGGCAUGGAGAGGCGAAAUCUCUGUGGCGAUGAACACCUUCACCCCGAAGCAGCUGGAAGAAUGGCGACGUCACGUUGAAGCGGGGCAUUGGCCGUUUAGGAGAGAUUGCUCGGUAUGCUUGUCGGCGGCGGGAACGGGGCGGCCGGCGAGAAGGGUGCUUCACAGGGAUGCCUACGUCUUGAGCUUGGACAUUGGUGGCGCGUUUGCAGAAAAGGGGAUAGACGAGCGGAACGACAACGGGAGGGCCAACAAGUACAAGUUCGUUUUGGCAGCUACCUAUGUGUUCCCAAAGGCCUUCGAUGUGGUCUCCAAGGACAUGCCGAUCCCUGAUGACAUCGAUGAGUACCUGGGCCAGGAGGAGGUGGAUGAGGAAGGUCCUGAACCAGAAGCAGCUGAAGAGGAGGUGGAAAGGAAGGAGGACAAGGACCAUGAGGAGGAGUGGAAGAGAUUGGUGGGGGACCUAAACAAACCACAAGAAUUCCAGGUCCUCAGGUUCGCGGUUCCUCUCGCCAAGCACAAGGGUGCGGACAUCCUCGCGGCAGUCCAAGACCUUUACAUCUACCUCAGGGCCAAUGGAUUUCCGCUGGCCAGGAUACACUCUGACAGGGCACGUGAGUUCAGGACUAAGCAACUGCGAAAGUGGUGUCGGGAGCGGGACAUCUACCAGACUUACACGGAAGGUUUGGCCCCGACGCAGAAUGCCAUGGCGGAGAAUCAGGUGAAGUGGCUGAAGGCAAGGGCGCGUGUGUUGCUCACGGCUUCCGGUUUGAACAAGAAGUACUGGCCCUGUGCAAUGAAGCAUGCGUGUGCAGCCCACAACACUCGUCAGCUUGGAAAGACAAUGACGCCGAUUCAGUUCGGGUCCCAAGUGAUGGUGAAGACAAAAAAGGAUGUGGGGCCUUUCGACCCAAGAUGGGAGGAGGCAGUGUACCUGGGUCCGGCCGAUGAUGUGCGGGAAGGGCAUGUACUUGAACUGGCGGAUGGAACCUGGCACAGAACGCUGCACAUGAGGGUGGUUCGAGAUGAUGAAGUACCUUCUGGUGGAGAUGAACCAUGGGUGGCUGAUCGCGUAGAUCCAGGACGGCGAGUUCGUGGAAAGAGGCGAUUGGAAGAUCCAGAUGGCUCGGGAGUACGUGUGCUACAAGAAGGGCAAGAAGAUGGAGAAGAAGAGAUUGCGGAGCAAAGGGCCCACGACAAACUUGAAUAUAACAAGUACGAGGACGAGGAUGCGUUGGAGAUCGUCCGAGCACUUCGGUUGACAAGUGGUCCGAAAAGGAGGGGGACACAGGACUUUGAUUGGUGUGGGAGUUGGAGCACGGGGGCCUACGUCCACGGAGGAGUCUGGGGCGUGCAAACCAACACGACCAAGUUCCCCAAGGUCACCCGUUUCCUCACAACCUUUCUCAGAAACAAGAUGAAGGAGCCAAUGCCUUUCGGAACCAUCGUCGUGAAUGUGAACCAGGAGCUACUACCUCAUCGUGACCUGCGCAACGAGCGAGAGUUCGCGAACUCGGUGUAUGGCAUGGGGGACUUUUCUGGAGGAGAAGUGUGGGAGCAGACGUACCUGGAAGAAAACACGGCGCUGGAUGUGUACAGGGCAACAACCAAGGGAUUGGUGCGUGGAAGAACCAUGGAUGUGAAGGGAAAGAUCCAAGCCUUGUGGGCUCACAGGUGGCACGCGACGAUGCCGUGGACAGGAACCCGAGUCACCGUGGUGGGCUACGUUCCAAGGAAGUUCAAGAAUGUGGGAUCUGAGAACUACAACCUCUUGCGGGACAUGGGUUUCAUGGUGCCUGUUGGGGCGGAUGAGGAGGAGGAAGACGAUGUUCAGGAGCCGCAGCAGAAGGUAUUGCAGGGGAACGACAUCGAGAAGGGUGGUGGUUGGAAUGAAAGUGUUCAUGUACCCGGGGGACAUGUGGAGCUGGGAGUGCACUGGACAAUGAAGUUUGUGCGUGAAGGGGAUGGAGGCGAGGGUGAACUGAGAGCAACACCAACGUUCCCCGUCCAGGACCAUGUUCGUGAAAGAGUACAAGAACGACUUCUAUGGGCACGAGAACUGCUGGAGGAAGAAAGGGAGAUAUGGGAAAGACAAGAGAGGCAGACGGGCAUUGUGGAUGAGCAUGUGAAGACCGUCAUCGACAACCUGGAAGAGACCGUCGCCUACAUGGAGCUCUACCUCAUGCAAGAAGCGGUGACCCAGAAUGUGGAGCAGCUGCUGCAAGGACUUGAAGGGCCCUUGGAAGUGGUGCACAACGUCAGCCUGCAGGAAGUAAGAGAGCACUUGACCGACUGGGUGCCGAGCAUGAAGAAGGAGGUCGCGACGCUGGAGACAUCCGGGACUUUGAGACCAAUACCUUUGUCUCAGGCAAAGCGGCAAUCUGAAGCGGGUGAGUUGAUCUUGGUGCCGGGCAAAACUGUGUUCACGGUGAAGCCGCCGGAGGAUGUGCGUCAGAGCAAAUACAAACGGAAAACCCGUUUCGUAAUAUGCGGGAGUUUUGUCAAGGAUGGUGACACCACGGAGCUCUACACCGCGAAUGCAAAGGCCGAGAGUGUGAGAUGUUCACUGGCGACUGCGGCGAGUCGAAACUGGGAAGCAGCUGGAACGGACAUUAACAGCGCCUUCACCUUGACACCGAUGACGGAGAGUGCUACGCAAUACGCGGUGACGGCUCCGAAGAUUCUGGUGGAAGCUGGUGUGGUGCCCCCGGGAACAGCGUACAAGGUGGAUCGAGUCUUGUAUGGCUUGCGAGAGGCUCCUCGUCUGUGGGGAAUCUUUCGGGACAGGCGGAUUCGCAACGCCCGCCUGACGGUGGAUGGGCGCGACAUGAAGUUCACGCAGCUUGAAACGGACGAGUCGGUGUGGCGUUUGCAUCCGGUGGAUGAUCCACAGGAGACCAUCGCGAUGAUGGUGGUUUAUGUCGAUGACGUGUUGUUCCUCGGCAAGCGGGCCCACAUCGAGGAGAUGUACUCAUGGCUGGUGAAUGGAACUGAGGAGGAGGGCGCUGGAUGGAAAUGCAGUCCGCUGGAGUUUGUGGGAAAGGACCCUGUGCGCUACCUGGGAAUGGAGAUACGCAGCAAGAUGAAGGACGGAGGGAUCGCCUAUCACGUGUGCCAAGGGGGCUACAUUGGAGAUCUCUUGCGUGAGCAUGGUGUGGAAGCAUGGACUCCGUCGUUGGUACCUGCAACCCGGGAGGCAAUGCCACAGGUCCCCGAGCCGGAGGAUGGAGCCGAGGAGGCAGAGCCGGAUCCUUCGGCGGUGCAUGCUGCUCAGAAACUGGCUGGAGAACUGUUAUGGCUCAGUAUGCGGACUCGACCUGACGUGAGCUUUGCUGUGGCUCAUGUGUGCAGUGCCGCUACCCGAUGUCCUGAGGCUGCGCUGAAACUGGGGCGCAUGGUGUUGCGCUAUCUUCGUGACACCGUGGACCUCGGCUUGACCUACGAUGGCACGGGACCGACUGUGCUGGCUUAUUCAGACGCCAGCUAUGCGCCGGGAGGCGGACGCAGCUUCGGAUGUGCUGCGACGAUGUUGCAUGGAGGAUUUGUGGCUUGGAGAAUGGCGCGACAACCCGUGAUAUCUCUCUCGGUGGCGGAGGCGGAGUUGUAUGAGGUCAUCAAUGCCUACCAGCAAGCCAUGAGUAUCAAGGAGUGGAUCAAGGAGAUUCAUCCGAAGGUGGACGUCACCAUGUUGAUCGACAACCUGGCGGCACUGGGGCUCGCGUCAAGUUCCCCGGGAAGCUGGAAGACACGUCACCUUAGGAUACGGGCGCGAUUCCUGCGUCAGGAAACAGCGUCGGGGCGUCUGGAGCUGAAGCACUCCCCGGGGGAAGUGCAGGCGGCGGACAUGGGAACGAAGGCAGUUCCUGCACCACGACUGCGUGAUCUUCGCUUUCUUUGGAAGAUGACAGUUGGAGAGUUCCUGGAGGGCCCGAAAGAGGUGAUCCUGAACGGGGUCAAAGUGCCGGAGUCGGAGGUUCGCUUCAACCAGAUGAGGAUCAUGAUGAUGUUGGUGGUAUGUGCCUUGGUAAAGGGCACGCAGGGAGCAGAGCUGCCCCAGGAGCCUAAGAAGGACCCUCUGCCCUACGACGCUGGAAUCGAGUUCUAUGGCUUGAUGGUGCUUUGUGGUGUGGCGAUGAUUGGAAUCUGGGAGGUGAUGAAGUGGUGCCUUGGAAGAUGCUGUGGUAGUGAUGAGGCUACAGUCCGAAGGGCCCGGAGACUUCUGCGAAUCCGAGAUCAGACAACGAGGGCCCUUCAAGAGGAGCUGAUGGGAUUGCGGGCGGAAGAGGUGCAGUCCUCGCCUCCUGUGAGUCAGGGUUCUCCUGUGGCUAUGUCAUCGUCGUCGUCAGCUACUGCGCCAACUACACGAUUGGUGGAAAAUGUGGAGCCAGCUCGGACAACCACGGCGGUUGCCGAGGAAACACAAGUGGGCCAAGUGCCCGACCCGCCUCGUACGAGGCAGAGCCCCGAGUACGACUUCGAGCUCUUCACAGGUGUCUUCUACAAGUCUGAACGUGGAGAAAAGGUGCACUUGUUCCACUGUCGUGGAAUGAGGGAAGUCCGGUCGCGCGUGACGGAGUACCAGGUUUGUUCGUUUUGUUUGGAGCGCUACCCCUUGUACUACCGUAGACCUUUCAAUGAUGCUCUGCUACGCCGACAUGAUGGACAUUGA
Symbiodinium natans is the source of this 8697-nucleotide messenger RNA. NCBI's taxonomy places the organism in Eukaryota, Dinophyceae, Suessiales, Symbiodiniaceae. The record is from the annotation of a GenBank genome assembly.